Molecule: messenger RNA, 2317 nt
Organism: Megalops cyprinoides (Indo-Pacific tarpon)
Lineage: Eukaryota; Metazoa; Chordata; Actinopteri; Elopiformes; Megalopidae
Product: WD repeat and coiled coil containing
Exons: 3
Coding region: 19-2214 (731 amino acids)
Molecular function (GO): kinase binding
Source: RefSeq, a predicted model, not a curated record
CGAGAGUCUGACUGAAGUAUGGAUCUUGGGAAGGUGAAGCUCUUGAGGACCGGUCUGAACACUCUACACCAGGCUAUCCACCCCGUGCACGGGAUAGCCUGGACGGACGGCAGGCAGGUCUGCCUCACGUCCUUCCAGUUCGCCAGCGGGGAGGCCAAGUUCGGCGACACCAAUGUCAUCGGGCAGUUCGAGCACGUGCUGGGCCUGCACUGGGGUCCGCUCUGCUGCGCGGAGACGCCGGCCCUGUUGGCCGUCCAGCACAAGAAGCACGUCACCGUCUGGCAGCUGCAGCUGAGCUCCCUGGAGCAGAACAAGCUGCUGUGUACGCAGACCUGCGAGAUGAGCGAGCCCUUCCCCCUGCUCGCCCAGGGCUGCGUGUGGCACCCCAAGGCCGACGCGCUGGCCGUCCUCACCAAGCGCGACGCCUCCGUGCUGUUCUCCGUGCGCGUGGACAACCGGCGGGUGAAGGCGGAGAUCAAGGGGAGCGGGCUGAUCCACUGCGCCUGCUGGACGCGGGACGGCACUCGGCUCAUCGUUGCCAUCGGCAGCGCCCUGCACUCCUACGUCUGGAACGACAUCCAGAAGACCCUGACCGCCUGCACCUUCUGCCCCAUAUUCGACGUGGGCGGCUACAUCUGCGCCUUGGAGUCCACCGAGGACGCCCAGGUCGCCGUGGCCACCGAGCUGCCGCUGGACAAGAUCUGCGGGCUCAACGCCGGCAUGGCGUUCGACGUCCCCUCCAACGCGUCAUCGGGGUCUUCGCAGCCCUCGGUGCUGAUGGUGGACGACGAAUGCUACGGGGACUCCCGGAGGCGGUCGGUAGACUCGGACAGGUCCCUCCCGCUGGGCUACAUCGCCUCAUCUCCGUCCGGCCCGGUGGACCUGACUCACAUCCUGGCGAAACACAGGCGGUCGGACCCCAGCCCGCUCAUCCACCUGCGGCGCAGGGACAACCUCACAGGCUCAGGGCAGGACUCCUCCCACCUGAUCGUGGUGACGUACGAGCGCAAGGCCACCACCACCAAGAAGGUGAGCAUCCCCGGCAUCCUGGUGCCGGAUAUCCUGGCGUUCGACCCCAGCGGGCGCAGCGUAGCCGUGGCCUCCAACACCUGCAACACGGUGCUUGUGUAUGGCGUGGCCGCGGCCUCCAUGCCCAACACCCAGCAGAUCCAGCUGCAGAAGAACGAGAGGCCCAAGGGGCUGUGCUUCCUCAGUGACAGGAUGCUGCUGCUGAUGGUGGGGAAGCAGAAGUCCAACGACCCCGCCUUCCUCCCCUCCUCCAACACGGACAAGUACCUCAUCCAGCUCAUGACCAAAGAGCUGCUCUGCGACGAGGCGGCCAGCCCGCUGCCUGCUCAGAAUCACCAGGACCUGGGCUUUAAUUUCCCGGGGAGCAGGCGGUACUCGGAGAACUUCCCCAAGGAGGAGCGUCUGGGUGGAAUCAGGGAGCUGGUACUGCCGACGGGCGCGGCGAUGCCGUCUCCCGGCAACCAGAGGAAGCUGGUGGAGGAGGUGCGGAGCAGCGACCCCAGCCCUGCCACCAGCCUGACUGACUUUUCGGACAGAGGGGCGUCCAGCACGUCCUCCAUCACUGUGGAAAACUUCGACAUGGAGCACGUCCACCGCCUGUCCAGCCUGGCCGUGCUGGGCCAGGGCAGCCGGGACUCCAGCCGGCCCUGCUCCCCGAGGCUGGACGCCUCGGACAGGCUACACUCCGACCCCACCCUGCCCAAGAGCAGCUGCCUGUCGGCAGAGAGGCGGGCGGACCAGCUCUCGCACAACAUGGAGCGGAUUUUCGCCCGCUUCGCCGAGGUGCAGCAGUGCCUGACGGAGAUCCGAGACUUCACCCAGAACGGCAGGAAGUCUGCGGCGAGCUACCCGCCGUGCGCUGAGCCACCGUACAUCAACGUCACAUGUCAGAAGAAGCUUUCUGAGAACGUGUUCAUCGACGAGAGGAGGCCCGUGCUGCUGUGUGACGGGAAGCUGUCCCUGAGAGUGCUGCAGGACCUCUUCGGCCUGACCGUCCUGGAGAUGCUGCAUGGUUCAAUGUGGAUAGUUCUGGUGGCGGAUGCAGAGGGAUUUGUGCCGCUAACAUUCAAACCCAAGGAAGAGCUCACAGUUCGAAAUGGGAAGAGGAAAUUGCCAGCAAAUUCCACUGGUAGCGACGAAGGAUCCCGGGUGGAGAGUCCACCCGUCCUGAACUCUGAAAACUGACCGUGGAGAAAGAGCACAAGUAGUGCCCAGCCAGUGUGGAUCACAACACAGACACUGCUGAUAGUUGAACGCUUGCAAAACUUGAUAUGCUUUACCAGUGACA